Molecule: messenger RNA, 2304 nt
Organism: Aspergillus alliaceus
Lineage: Eukaryota; Fungi; Ascomycota; Eurotiomycetes; Eurotiales; Aspergillaceae
Product: beta-glucosidase
Exons: 7
Coding region: 1-2304 (767 amino acids)
Biological process (GO): glucan catabolic process
Molecular function (GO): beta-glucosidase activity
Source: RefSeq, a predicted model, not a curated record
AUGCAUGCCAUUGUAGGGCUUGCUGGCCUUUUGGCCUGUCUUUCCCUCUCUUACGCCGCUCCGACGCAGGAGAAUAUCACUAGCGACUCGUACUUCUUCGGACAGUCACCGCCCGUCUAUCCUUCCCCGGAGGGCACAGGUUCCGGAUCUUGGGCACCUGCUUACGAGAAAGCAAGAAAAUUAGUCGCCAGCCUCACUCCUGAGGAGAAGGUGAAUCUCACCGCGGGUGUCAAUGCAGAUAACAGCUGCUCUGGGAACAUUCCACCCAUCCCUCGUUUGAACUUCCCAGGUCUCUGCGUGUCCGAUGCCGGGAAUGGUCUGAGGGGAACAGAUCAUGUCAGCGCCUGGUCAAGUGGUAUUCAUGCUGGUGCAAGUUGGAACAAGGCGCUCGCGCAUGACAGAGGGCUCCACAUGGGGAGGGAGUUCCAUAAAAAGGGCGUUAACGUACUGCUGGGCCCCGUGGUAGGCCCCCUUGGUCGUGUGGCAGAAGGUGGCCGAAACUGGGAGGGCUUCUCGACGGACCCUUACCACAGCGGCUUGCUAGUCUACGAGACUAUCCGUGGUAUUCAGGCUGCCGGUGUCGGUACAUCGACCAAGCAUUAUAUCGCCAACGAACAGGAGACAAACCGGAACCCGGAAAGCGUUGGUGUUGAUAUCGCAGCUGCUUCAUCAAAUAUCGAUGACAAGACUAUGCAUGAACUGUACCUCUGGCCAUUCCAGGAUGCAGUUCGCGCAGGCAGCGUAUCGAUCAUGUGCUCCUAUCAGCGCAUUAACAACUCCUAUGGAUGCCAAAAUAGCAAGACACUGAACGGGCUGCUGAAGACGGAACUAGGAUUCCAAGGAUACGUCAUGACCGACUGGGGUGCACAACAUGGUGGGAUUGCUGUGGCAAAUGCAGGUUUAGAUAUGGUGAUGCCGUCAACAAGCACAUGGGGUUCAAAUCUCACCACAGCUAUUGCCAACGGGAGUAUGGAGGCAUCAAGACUCGAUGACAUGGCAACAAGGAUCAUCGCGUCGUGGUACCAACUUAACCAGGACACUGACUUCCCAUCCCCUGGAGUAGGUAUGCCGAAGGACAUAUACGCACCACACGAUGCCGUUAUUGGAAAGUCUGCAGACUCAAAACCAGUUCUUCUUCAAAGUGCCAUUGAGGGUCACGUUUUAGUGAAAAACACGAAGAAUGCCCUUCCUCUGCAGUCGCCGACCCUGCUCUCCGUAUUUGGAUAUGAUGCGAAAGGGCCCGAACAUCUAACCAAUGCCUUGGAAUGGCUGGGUUAUAGCCCAGCUAUUCAACCUAAUCACACGCUCUGGGUUGGAGGAGGCUCAGGUGGCAACUCACCCGCAUAUCUUAGCGCACCGCUGGAUGCACUUCAGGCUCAGGCGUUCGAGGAUGGAACAUCGAUUUUGUGGGAUGUUUCCUCCGAGGACCCGGAUGUCGACCCGAACUCAGAUGCCUGUGUCGUAUUUAUCAAUAGCUAUGCAACUGAAGGCUAUGAUCGUCCUGGCUUGGUCGACCAGGAAAGUGAUGCACUAGUGGUCAACAUCGCGGAUAAAUGCAAUAACACAAUUGUAGUCAUCCAUAACGCGGGGAUCCGUUUGGUCAAUAAUUGGAUUGACCAUGAGAAUGUUACUGCCGUGAUAUUUGCGCACCUCCCAGGUCAGGACAGCGGUCGAGCAGUGGUGGAGUUGCUAUACGGUCUGUCGAACCCGUCCGGCAAACUUCCCUACACGGUUGCCAAACGUGUAGAAGACUACGGAGCUUUGCUGCAUCCCACACAGCCCGAGGGUCAAUAUGGGCUGUUUCCGCAGUCCGACUUCACGGAGGGCGUAUAUAUCGACUAUCGUGCCUUCGACCAGCAGGGGAUCGCCCCGCAAUUUGAAUUCGGAUUUGGCUUGUCGUACACAACAUUCGAUUACUCUGGACUGAGCAUCAAUCAAGUCAGUAAUGCGACUACUACCCCAUAUCCUCCGUCUGCCGCAAUUGAAGAGGGUGGGAAUCCUCACCUGUGGGAUACAGUAGUCCGGGUUUCGGUAGACGUGAAGAAUAGUGGCUCGGUUGAUGGUGAUGAGGUCGCUCAGCUUUAUCUGGGUAUUCCGAACGGGCCAAUCCGGCAGCUACGUGGGUUUGAGAAGGUGAACGUCUCAGCUGGACAGUCCGUGACUGUAGAGUUUGCUUUGGGCCGUCGGGACCUGAGUACCUGGGAUGUGCAGGCGCAGGGGUGGUUGCUCCAAUCUGGGACAUACCAGGUGUAUGUAGGAAGGUCCAGUCGAGAUUUGCCGCUGCAAGGACAGUUUUAUAUCUGA